AUGAAGCUCACGAUAAAACUGUCGUUCCUGUUUCUCUUUGUAACUAUAAUUUCAUUUUCAGAAUGUCGUAGUUUAAAAGAUUCAAGAAGAAAGUUUGAUCUUACCAGGAUUUUAAAAUGCUUGUUGAUGAACGAGGAUUGUGAAAAGGAAACAUACUCUCGACAAAAUGAUCCUUUGACAGAGGUGAUCUCAUCUAUAAUAAUGCUAAACGGUGUUGUAUACACUGUGGAUGGUACAGACUGGCAUUUGAAUCCAAAAGAAGCAAUUGUUGUCUAUAAUGAAAAGAUAAAGUAUGUCGGCUCAAACGAUGAAGCAAGGAAAUACAUUAUACCUUGGAAUAGUCAAGUUUACGAUUUGGGUGGUGGUGUGGUCUUCCCAGGCUUCCAUGAUGUUCACAUGCAUCCUUUAGAGGCCAUGUCACCAGUAGCAGGAGCAUGUAUACUGCCAAACCUUACACCACCAGAUGAUCAAAAGGUUACAAACGCGUUAAACGAAUGCAAAGAUAAGACGGUUAUUGGAACAGAUUGGGUUCUUGGUGCUGGACAUUCCGUCACAUCGUUAUUAGAAUAUGUCAAAAAAGGUGAAUCUCCAAAGCUUUUAUUGGACAAGUUUAUAAAAGACCGACCAGCCGCAAUGCUUGAGGAAACGUCGCACUCUGCAUGGGUCAAUUCAAAGGCUUUAGAAAUGGCAAAAAUUACAAGCGAAACACCCGAGAAGCCUGGUGGAGUAAUUAUGAGGGAGCCAGACAGCAAUAAACCCAAUGGUAUUCUGUUUGAAAAUGCGGCAAUCGAAAUAUUUGCGCUUGCUAUGGAUCCAUGUAAGGGGAACAAUAAUCAACUCAUUUGCCAAUUGAAUAAUGAAGGAUUGUUUAAUUCAAUGGAAGAACUAAAGUCCUAUGGUAUUACUUCAUUUUGCGACGCAAGGGUUUAUUGGAAGUUGGGACAUGAUUAUUCGUAUGAGGAUGCGUGCAAAAAUGAAUAUCUUACUACUAGGACUGUACUAGGUCUUUGGGCGUAUCCUAAUGCAAAUGACGCAGAUCAAAUCAGUAACUUAAAAAGUCUUUACUGGAAUCCGUCGCCAAACAACGAAUGUUCACUAAGGAAAACCCAAAUUAAAGUUUAUAUGGAUGGCAUUGUGGAGAGUACAACCGCAGCUAUGGAGAAAAACUAUCUUGUCAAUCUGUCUUUGCCCAUUAUAAGCAAAGAGAACAUUGGAAUGAACUAUUUUGAUAAAAAUCGUUUGACAACAUACCUUAAAGAACUUCAAGAAUUAGGUAACGAGAACGAAGGGUUCGAUUUUCACAUUCAUGCGAUAGGUGAUCGUGGCAUUAAAGAUGCACUUGACGCUAUUGAGGAAGCUAAACAGUAUCUUAAAGUGAGAAAGCCGAGGCAUAGAUUAACACAUUUAGAAAUUGUAGAUCCAACCGAUAUAUCAAGAUUUGUGAAACUAGAUGUAAUUGCUGAUUUUCAAGUUGCUGGAGACUUCACACUUCCCUCAGAACAUCAGCAUCUUGCUCAGUAUGUAGGGGAAACAAAAGAUAAGUUUUCUAUCCCUGUUAAAGAUGUUCUUAAAACUGGUGCUAAAACAACAUUUAGCAGCGACUGGGAUGUUAGCACCCUGAAUCCAUUCGUCGGAGUGCAACACGCUGCAAGAAGAGGCGAUCAAUCUGUGACCAUAAAGGAAGCUAUUGAAAUGUAUACUGUAAAUCCAGCUUUUGCCAUGAGACAGGAAGAUAGGGUUGGGUUUUUGUCAGAGGGAAUGGAAGCCGACCUUAUUGUCAUCGAUCAGGACAUAUUCAAUAUCCACAAGGAAAAAAUCAAAUAUACUCAAGUCUUACAAACUAUUUUCAUGGGCGAAAGUAUUUAUUCUUCCAAAGGAAAUCACAAUUUUAUUGAAACCCUUACAUCGGAUUUGGAUGUCUUGAAAAAUAAAUCUUUGCUUGAAUGGUGCUGGAAUUUGGCUGAUUGGUCUGAUAUUUGUUACAGUCUUUGUGAGAGUGUAAACAUUGACGGGUUGAACGAUGAGGAUAUGAAACGUGUAAUGACUUAUUUUUGUUAUCCUUAA
This is a messenger RNA of Ruditapes philippinarum (Manila clam), 2064 nucleotides long. RefSeq names its product putative amidohydrolase YtcJ. Lineage: Eukaryota; Metazoa; Mollusca; Bivalvia; Venerida; Veneridae. Bases 1 to 2064 code for a protein of 687 amino acids. The transcript has a single exon. The record is from RefSeq and is a predicted model, not a curated record. Gene Ontology annotation, molecular function: hydrolase activity, acting on carbon-nitrogen (but not peptide) bonds.